GAAGAGAGGAAGUUAAUUUGAUGAUAAAAAAGAAAAACAAAAGGCAUGAUAAUUACAUUUGCUUCAAUGUAACACAAGGAAUUAAUUAGUGAUGCACAAUAUUCACUUUUUACAACCGAUACCGAUAUCUGAUAUUUUCCAGCCUCUUGCAGCCGAUACUGAUAUCGAUACCGAUAGUCAACAAAUAUACUUUUUAAAACUUGAGAAAAAAAUAUUUGCAAGUACAAAGUAAGAGUGCAUGGGUCUUUUAAUAAGUAGGAUACUGUACAUCUGGGUGAAGUAAACUGAGGUGAUGAAGAAGUGGUGGGGAAUUUAUGUUAGAAUAGGAAUGUUGAAGGACAGAUGGUGGUGGACUUUAAUAAAAGAAUAAAAAAUGUCAGUUGUGAAGAUUCUCCCAGAUGAUUAAUGUCUGCAAUGUUUCUGUUUCUACCUGGACUUUUUACUACCAUGUGUGUCCUAUUCCACCAGAUCCUGACAUCCACUGUGCUCUUGGUUCAAGUACAUUGAUGAUCAUCUGACCUUUAUUUGUGUCUGUGUUUAAUUUAACCAGGCCAAGAUGAAAAAAAUCUUAACUCUGGUAUUCAUCUGUCACGCAGUUUCUGCAGCGAAACACUCCAUAAAGUUCUUAUUUACGGGCAUUUCUGGAACAACAAACUUUCCUGAGUUUGCAAGCGUAGCAACGAUAAAUGAAGAGGAGGUUGCUCACUGUGACAGCAUCAACAGGAGAGUUGAAACUACACAGCCUUGUGCGAGAAUUGUGUUGGAUAGCAACCAACGACUCUCUGAUAUUGUGUCAAAUGAAUGUCUUUCUCAUCCGGAAUAUUUUAAGAUCCAAAUGGAGGUUUUCAAGCGAAGUCUGAACCAAACUGAAGGUUCUCACGUUCUCCAGGGAAUAAGUGGCUGUGAGUGGGAUGAUAAAAGUGGUGAAAUCAAAACCUUUGAAAAGUGGGGUUAUGAAGGGGAAGACUUCAUCUCUCUGGACCAGCAGACGAUGACAUGGAUUACUUCUAAAGCUGAGGCUGUUGCAAUUAAACAUUUAUGGGAUGAAGACACAACAAGAUUAGAGCUCAUUAAAGACUAUUACAUGAUAAAGUGUCCAAAACUGUUGCAGGAGUACAAUAACUGUGCGGGGACUGUUAAUCACAGAACAGAGCGUCCUUCCGUGUCUCUCCUCCAGAAGACUCCCUCCUCUCCAGUCAGCUGUCAUGCUACUGGAUUUUAUCCUGAAAAGGCUGAUCUGUUCUGGAGGAAAGAUGGAGAGGAGAUUCAUGAGGGAGUGGAGAAGGGAGAGAUCCUCCCUAACAAUGAUGGAACCUUCCAGAUGAGCUCUGAGCUGAAUGUUUCAUUAGUCCAACAUGAGGACUGGAGGACGUAUGACUGUGUGUUCCAGCUCUAUGGGGUAAAGGAAGACAUCAUCACCACCCUGAACAAAGCAAAGAUCCGGACAAACACAGUCUCUCCUUCAGAGUUUCCAGUUGGUCCUGUUGUUGGAGGAGUUGCUGCAGUGGUUCUGCUCCUGGUUCUCACUGGAGUCUUUUACUGCUGUUGGAGAAAAAGAAAUGACUUCCACCUUGUUCAUGAUGAUCAAGGAAAAGAAGUUGAUGAUUCAGCAAAUGAAUGAAAUCCAAAGCAUCUCAAGAAGGAUUUUGCUCAGCUAAACAGCUGAUCUGUACAUAGGACACUUAAACUUUUCAUUUUUCUCACUAUCAAAGAUAAGAAAAGUCAUGUCAAUAUUUCUCUCUGGUUGUUUUCUUGAGAUCGUAACCUGAUAUUUUGUUAUCUCUAUUUUUAUUUCUCUGACAGAAAACACUUUUCUUUAUGUGGAGAUCAAUAGAAAAACACAACAGUUGCAUUGAUGUACUUAUUGUUUAUUAACUGUCUCAAAGCAGGUAUUCUGAGGUGAUGUAGACAUGCAAACACACCAGAUAUAAAUUAGCUAUAAAUAUGAUACAUGAGACCUGAGGCUCUGAACUCAGCUCAUUUGAACUUGCUCGCUUCUUACAACUGUGAGAAGACACUGCUCUUUAUUUUAAUUUUUUUUUUGCAGAAACACAUAAAACCCACAAGGCAAUGCACAACGGUGUGAAUAUCAUCCAUGUUGACUCUAACAUCCUCAAAUACUUCUAGUUGCAGUCAAACUCAAGCAAAAAUUCUGCUUAUUUUCUUAGACAAAAACAAUCUUUCAAAUUAUUCAGUAAUUUUGCAAAGAAAAGUAACAACAUUUUUUAUGUUCUGUUAGGUCUGUUAAGACCUAAUGUCAACACUAGUUUUUGUCAUAAUGAUAAAUGUAGCCGUUCUCUGAACCUUUAUGCAGUUUGUUUUCUGCAUAAAGGUGUUUUCUAGUGGAUAUUUAAUUAGUAUAGUCCUGUUACAAACAGACAGCUGAUUCUACGUGCAGCAGGUUUAUGAGUUCAGACAGGAACCAAGCACAGCUAAAAGUCCGUAAAGCUAACUCAGGGUCAAGCAGGCAGAGGUCAAUCACGAGCAUGGGAGAAUCAAAGAAGAGACUAAAGUUUUAGAGUCCAGGGCCAGGGUAGACAUUUCCAGCUUGACACCUCCUUCUCGACUUUACCAAGGCUUAACAACGGACCGAAAUAUUGUUGUCAGUGUUGGCUUAUUGAAGUGACGAAAAUCAUGGCUCUUCUUUCCCCAGUACUGUCACUCAAGGCUCUGUGCGGUGCUCAAGUGUCAUGUGGUUAAUUAGCAGAUGAGAGUCAAGUGAGCGACAUCCAGGAACUGUGUGCUGGGGUUGCUGGGAGAUGAAGUGCAUUCAGUUCUCUGGAGGUGCCUCCUGUCUGUGACCAGAAGGGGACACAGAGCGCAGACUCCUGACAUGUACAUUCCAGAGUUACGUCAGGAGAAAAGAUAGAAUUUCCAUCUUGUUUACUGUCCAUGUAUUCAGAUAUGAUUCGGUUCUGUUUGAACAAUCCUAGAGUAGAACAUCCUGGUAGAAUUAAAAAUGUUACACAUUUUUUAAUAUAAAUAAAAUGAUCUGUUUCAGUCCCUGUUUGAAAGAAAAUGCUAAAUUGCAGCAUUGUAAACAACAACUGUAAACAAGUGUUUUUUGUCCCUCUAAUAUCCUUAAUUGAUCAGGCACUUUGUUAGGCAAUUAUCAUGACCACAGUCAAACAAGGGGCCAGAACACAGCAGUCUAACAUGAAGUGUCACGGAAAUAUCCUAAUUAAUUAAAAUCUUCAUAAAUGUUUUCUAAAAAAAAAAAAUGAAAAAAGGCCUGAAACAACUUUUCUUGCACUUUAUUACUGUUUGUUUUGCUUGUUUUUUCUCCAUUUUUUCUUGCUAUUUGAUACGGUUGUAUGCUAAAUGACUAAAUAUAAAUGUAUACAGUUUUUAUUUUCUUGUCAGUUUAAAUGCUGUUAUAUUUUUUACUUUUUUUUGUUUAUUUUAUUGGCGCUUUGUAAAGUCUCAAUUGUAAAUUUUCUUGUUUUCCUCCAUGUGAUUAAUAAAGAUGAAUCCGUGUACGAACUCUCAACAGAUACUAUUUGUUGUUCUUGGUUGCAACAGAUAUCAUUAGAUUUUUUGUUUAAAAAAAAAACAUUAAUCAAUUAUGUUAAAUAAAAGAGUCAAAAUCAUAAUCUGAGUUGACAAACAAAUGUUUUUACUAAAAGUGGCAAUUCUCAGAUUUUUUAGGGAAACAAAACUUCAAAAUCAUUCAAAUAUCAAAUAGUUCAAAGUUCAAGAGCUAAAUACAUUUAUUUUUAAUACAGGGGUGUCAAGUUUCAAUGGUAAGUCAAUGUAAAGAUGCGGCACAUCUUGAUUUGGGCGUCGGGCGCAAUAAGUGCAUCAACCAA
Molecule: messenger RNA, 3809 nt
Organism: Oryzias melastigma (Indian medaka)
Lineage: Eukaryota; Metazoa; Chordata; Actinopteri; Beloniformes; Adrianichthyidae
Product: zinc-alpha-2-glycoprotein-like
Exons: 7
Coding region: 557-1621 (354 amino acids)
Biological process (GO): immune response
Cellular component (GO): external side of plasma membrane
Source: RefSeq, a predicted model, not a curated record